This is a messenger RNA of Porites evermanni, 5450 nucleotides long. Lineage: Eukaryota; Metazoa; Cnidaria; Anthozoa; Scleractinia; Poritidae. The record is from the annotation of a GenBank genome assembly.
AUGGCAGGUUUUCCAGUGAUUCAAAUAACAGAAGGAGAAUGGACAUCAGUGAAAUACUGGGACGUUUUGGGCGUAAAAAUUCCAUCGUUUUUCACAAAAGAUCCAGAGGUGCUAGCCGACUAUAUUUCCCGUUUCGAAACCCGACCAGAUGACGUGUUCGUCGUUUCAUAUCCCAAGUCAGGUUCGUGCUCUCAAGGUGCUAUUUACAAUAAUUUAAACCCAAUUAUUGGGUAGUACUCAAAUAAUGCCAUUUCUUAGUCGUAGACGUAGUUAAUUAGGCGCCCCAAACCCCCAUUAUUAAGCAUCUAUGUCCACGUCACGGUCUCCAUCAACGGUGAAGUUGUCCCAAACGAUGAUGAUGAUGAUGAUGAGACGCGACUUAGCAGGACGAUGUGGACGGGCACAAUCGUCGAAAUGGAACAAGUAAAAUCUAUUCCGACGAUGAAACGAUCGCAAAUUAGGGACCUUACGAUCCCACAAAACGUCACUGAAAAACGGACUUACCAGUUCACGUCUUUUCAAACUUUUUAGCUACCGUGAAAAUGACUAAAUAAUCAGCAUGUCACGAGCGUGGGACAAAGAACAAAAUCUGAGUCCCCGACGGGAUUCGAACCGAUGACCUCCCAAACACAGGGCGAGCUGCGGAGAACUCAUGGAGAGCAAGUCCAUGUACUAGGUUAAUAUUUUUCCUUGUCCCAAGCUCUUGAAAUGCGGAUUAAUUCAUUUUCAAAUUUGUUUCACCGAGUUUAAAAUGCAUCCUCUCUUAUUCUUUUUAGCUAUUGUUUUAAAGUUGCGCAAUGAAGCUUUAACCGAAGGGAGGGGUUAAGUCCGGGCUCGUAUGAAUGCAGAAAAUUUCUCGCAGUUUGACUUUCACGUUCCAUAGAGAACUUCGAAUUUGGUCAUUUCGCGUCGUAGGUCCGUAAUCUCAAGAGGUGAAGAUCACGACAACCGGGGCUAUCACAAAACAGCAUUCGUCAUAGCUAUAAAGAAUUUCAUGUAAUUGGGUAAAAUAUUGAAUGUGCACAGUCACUUUUUGAACGUUCAUGUUUAAGAGAACGGAAACGAUAUGUUGCUUCAAUUUUGCAUCGCUCGUUGUCUUUAGGAACAACUUGGGUGCAGGAAAUUGUCUGGCAAAUUUACAAUCAGGGAGCAAUCAGCACCGAAAGACAAAUGUUCCGAUUCCCAUACUUUGAAGGCGCUGCCUGCAGUGCUGUCAGAGAGAUGUUGGUUGACUUUAAAACUCUGCCAAGCCCUCGUCUGAUGAAGACCCACCUUCCUUACCCCACUACCCCUAAAAGUGCAAAAAAAGAUGCUCAGUGUAAAUAUAUUUACGUUGUUCGUAACCCGAAGGAUGUGGCGGUGUCUUACUUUCAUUUCAUGGAGGACUGGAGAAAGCUUGGCAUUUUUGAUUACAGUGGACCAUGGGAAUUCGCUUGCAAGUUGUUCAUUGAGGGCAAUGGUAAGUCUUCAUUUUGUGAAUGGAGAAGUGUACCACAGCACAUUCGCUACUUGCGGGACGCAUUUCGGCUUUGGCCCCCUUCUCGUUUCUAUAGCGACGAAUGACAAACGGUUCCGUAUCCUUUUGUACAUUACACACGGAAAUAAAAUGAUCGUGUUAUCUGUACCAAUCUACGCUAGAUACAGAUUAAGUGGAAUAUUCCGACAGAAGACUCGAUUACACCAGCCUCGUCGUUCAAAGUUUUAUUUACGUCUUUCGUGUUACUAUAAAAUAUAGAUUAGCCCAAGCGUCACUAGCCUGCGGGGCAGGUGUUCGAAAGGGAAGGGGAAGGGAAUUAGGGCGCGAGACCACGCGCGAGGGAGGAGUGAUUCCUGUCUCCCUCGCGCGCCAAAAUUCCCCCUUCCCCUUCCCCUUUUAACGCCUGCUGAGCAAACAGACGAUAUUUCGCGACGCUGCCAUUGGUUUCCUCGCAAAAUGACGUGUGAGGAACGAGCGAAAAAAAAUUCCAUACUGAUGACGUAUCACUACCCAGAUAUGGGUCGUGCUUCUGAUUGGUUGUGCUGCGAGGGAAUUUGCUUCAACCAAUCAGAAGCACUACCCAGAUCUGGGUAGUCACGUCAUCAAAGUGGAAUUUCUGCGCUCGUUCCUCACAUGUCAAUAGGACGCAGACGCUUAUUAUAUUGCAUCUUACUCAGUAAUAUUUUGUUGUCUGUAGUCGCUUGGAACGCUUGGAACGACCAUGUUCUUGAUUGGUGGAAACAUAAAGACGAUCCCAAUGUCUUGUUUCUGAAAUACGAAGAUUUGCACAAGGUAAUUUUGCAGUUUCCUUCUAAUUAGUAGCAUAAAAACUUUUAUUUCAGUGGCAAUAGUUGGAGUGAUACAUACUUGGGAAGUCAUGAUCCCAGGAUAGGAGUAAGAGGAGGGGGAGGGAGGGGGUGGGGCCACUCGGGUAUGUUAAUGUUGGUUAUUACGGACCUUAUUUGGGGAGUUCAGUCUAGUAUAGGGUAGCAAAAUUCACUUUAACUAUAUCUGGUAUAGACUAAGGGUUCCUGGGUCCCAGCGGCACAUCCCCACCCAAAAAGUCCUGAAGUACUCCCCCCGGAUAACGGAUAGCAUCCGUGAGGGCACGAAAAGCCACCAGGUGUAGUUGUAUGAAGAGCAACGGCAUAGCAAUGGACAAGUCGUACUAAAUCCCAGUCUUCACUCUUAAAUAUUCACUUCCGUCUUAGUUGACUCCAGUCCUUGCAGUUCACACUGCACCAAAGUGUGGCACAGAAACUGCUGUCCGAUAUGAGACACUUCUUUUUUCGAUCAGAGCGCCGGCGCAACUUCGCUCCGUUACAGAAAUCGCGCUUGCAAAACACAGUUCUUAAGAAUGAACAUAGGCCCAUCUGGUAUAGUUUUCGUGUCGGCAAAAGAGCAAUAGUGUAAAUAUCAGGGGCACCCAACGACAAUUUUCGGAAAAUUAUCUGUUCGGAAGACGAUUUGAGAUCUAGAAUUUUCGGAUCAUUUUCUGUAAAAUUUCUUGCUUGCCUGGCUCUCCUGGGAUUUUCGAACAUCAAAAAAGUGGUAUAAUUGCCCAUUUUUAACGGAUUUUCACCCUAAAAAGGUCACCUUUGGGUCGCCUUUUUUCUGGCUGAAAUUCUCGAUGAAGGUAAAUUUUGAUCCCUAUAAUUUUCGGAUCACUAUACUUUCAGCUAGGAAAUCCGAACAGAUGAAAAAUUUUUAGGGAUAAAAAUAAGCCUUUAUCUACCGUUUAAAUACUAAAGUACGUUCAACAAUGCUAUGUUUAUGUGGUUUUUAACUAUAUUCUCGUUGGGUGCCCCUGAAAUAUAGCCCCAGAUUAUUGGGAGAGUUAGUUACCCCGAGAUAAACAUCCUACAUACCAAUUGUGAAAACAAUCAUCCUUAUAUCUUUCUCAAUUCAAUUACAUACUUUGAAACAAAAAUUCUGACUUAUCUUCUUUGAGGUCCGUACCGGAGUUAAGGACCGAGUGUCUUUUUCGCUCGGAGGAUUUAGAUUUGACCCGUAACUUGAGCUUGAAGCGCGAGGGCCGUAAGUCGGAACGGAAAAAAACGGGGUUCCUUAACUUGCAGUAUGGAUCGAGAAAGCUAGGUUAGUUAGAUGUCUAUUAUAUAUUUGGGUUAAGUAGACGCUAAAAAGGCAUCGAAGAUUUCAAUUCAAGAAGCACGCUGGGUCGUUGAUAGAAGGCACUUGUCAAAUCCUGAAUUUUUAUGUUCAAAAUCGUGGAUUUGUUUCAUAAAAAAACAUACAGCCCGCAAAACAGACAAAUCCUCGCGCGCGUACUAACUGAGAGAUAAAACAAUCUUAAUCCUUGUUGCUUGGCGCACUGAUGCUUCAACAGACGCAACAUUCUUGGCCAGCAUUGUUGAGAGUUGUUGCGCCCGUUUGCACGUAGCUAAAAGUUUGACCAGUUUCAAACUUUGCGCAACAACACGCAACAACCGGCAAAAACAUACAACAUGGUGUGCAAACGGACGUCACAUGUAGCAUUCACGAUGUUGCGAGUUGUUGGUCAACGAUGUUGCGUCCGUUUACACGGGGCUUAACAGUUUUGCUGGGAGAGGCAGCAUGGCCGAGCGUUUAAAGCGCUAGACUUGUAAUCUAAAGGCCCCGAGUGGAAGUCUCAACAGUGACAGCUAGCUGAAUCUGUUGUUCACGACUGUGAAAUGCAGUAAAAACCCGCAAGUAAGAACCUACAUUUUCCGGAGUUAGCCUAAACAGGUUCUUAUUUAAAUGCACCGUAAUUUUUAGGGAGUUAUUAUAACUCCAAAAAUGGAGUAAAAAUUUUAGGUACAGGAUAACCUCUUUUUGGGUGUUACUUUAACUCCUAAUUUAACUCCGAAUUUGGGGUAAUUUUUACUCCUGAAAAAGAGUUCUUUUUACUGCCAGUCUGGAGUAAAUAUAACUCCGAAAUGGGAUUAUUUUUACUCCUCACCUGGGUUGUUUUUAGUCCUUUUGGAGUUAAUUCAGCUCUGAAAGUGGAGAAAAAUUUUAGGUACAGGAUAACUCCUUUUUUGGGGUUAUUUUAACUUCUCAAUAUCUGGGGUCACUUUUGCUCCUGAAAAAGUGUUCUUUAAACUCCUUUUUGGAGUUAAAACAACUCCCCAAAAAAUAACUCCACCGUAAGGAGUUAAAUUAGCCCACUAGAGGAGUUAUUAUAACUCCUUGAAAAUUACUGUGUGGUAGUUAACACAGUUUUUAAAAAAUAUAUAAAAAAGAACAAGCUACAAAACAAGAUGGUAAUCAGCGUAUUUUUCAAUUUCAAAAUGCGAUACAACAAUGUUAACCUCUUGCACUUUAUUUUUUUAUUACAUCAAUAAAUUAGCACUUGUAUUUGCGCAGCAAUGCCAAGCUCCUAAUUCUCCAAACAGGAUUCUUGCACAGCUUUGCAGCUGCAUUUCAUUAAUAUGAUUUUAAAAAAUAAGAACCCGUUUUUCAUUUUCUAGGCUAAACAGGUUCUUGUUUAUACGGGGUAGAAAUGGCAAAUGUUAGGCUAACAGGUUCUUAGUUCAGUUUCUUACUCGCGGGAUUUUACUGUAGUCAACUUGUUCGCCUCCUACCUGUUGUGAUUCCUAACUUUGUUAUGCUUCCUUUGAAGUAUUUGUUUCAUCAUCCCUGAAAAGCCCCAUGUAUAUAAGGGGAGAGGAUAAUUAGUUGUUCAAAUUUCAAUUUCAAUUUCAAUUCCUCCUAGGAUUCACCGCUCCAUGUACGAAUGAUUGCUAAUUUUUUGAAUAAACAACUGUCCGAUGAACUCAUCAAUCGUAUUGCAGAGCAAUGUACAUUCAAGAACAUGAAGAAAAAUGAGAUCAGUUAUAAGAUUCGGAACGAAGACAGUUCCUUGCUUCUUCGGAAGGGAGUGGUCGGUGGAUGGAAGAAUUACUUCACUCCAGAAUUGAAUGAGAGAUUUGAAAAGGAAGUGUUGGAAAAACUGAAAGGAACUGGAUUAGAGUUUGACUUUGAGAUAUAG